Messenger RNA from Macrobrachium nipponense, 6309 nucleotides. RefSeq names its product DNA polymerase kappa-like. NCBI's taxonomy places the organism in Eukaryota, Metazoa, Arthropoda, Malacostraca, Decapoda, Palaemonidae. Gene Ontology annotation, biological process: error-prone translesion synthesis. Gene Ontology annotation, cellular component: nucleus. Gene Ontology annotation, molecular function: DNA-directed DNA polymerase activity; damaged DNA binding. The record is from RefSeq and is a predicted model, not a curated record.
GAUGUCUCACUCGGCAGAGCAGACCCCUGCUACUGAAGUGACAGCAGUUCCUACUGAUCCAUCAGACAAAAUGGAGGAACCUGUGAAAAAUCCAGUUGUCAAAACUGGACCCAGUGGUUGUACCACAGGGCCACAGAUGAUGGCACUCAACACUCAUAAGGCAGGGAUGGAAGGCCUGGAUGCUGAGAAAAUCAAUGAAAUUAUCCAAAAGGCAUCAGAAGGCUCCAGAUUUUAUCAGCAUAAGCAGAAAUGUCAAGAAAGACUCAAUGCCAAGAUAGCUGAAAUGAUGAAAGCCAAGGAUUCAUUCUCCAAACAACAGAUCAGUAAGGCGACAAAACAGAUGGACCAGUUGAUAGAUGAACUAGAACUGGAGCGUGACUUAACCCAAACAAUUGUUCAUGUGGAUAUGGACAUGUUUUAUGCUGCCGUGGAAAUGAGAGAUGAUCCAUCAUUGAGGGAUAAACCUAUGGCUGUUGGGGGCACCGGUAUGCUGUCGACCAGCAAUUACGCAGCUCGUAAAUUUGGCGUGAGAGCAGCAAUGCCCGGCUUUAUUGGUAAAAAGCUUUGCCCAGAGCUUAUCAUUGUACCACCAAACUUCACAAAGUACAAAAAAAGCAGUAAAGAAGUUCAGGAAGUUUUUGCUGAGUAUGAUCCAAACUUCAGUCCAAUGUCGUUAGAUGAGGCCUACCUAAACAUUACAGAGUACAUGAAGAAGAAUGCCCACCUUUAUGUUGAAGAUGCUCAAGAUGAUACAGAUGGUGGAUACUUAGCAGAAAGUAUUGUCAAAGAGCUAAGAGAAAAAAUUCACAAGAAAACAUCAUUAACUGCAAGUGCAGGAAUUGCGCCAAACACACGUCUAGCUAAGGUAUGCAGUGAUAUGAAUAAACCAAAUGGACAGUUUUACUUACCUCCAAAUCGACAAGUUAUUUUGGAUUUUGUUUCUUCACUCCCAGUGCGGAAGGUGAGUGGCAUUGGAAAUGUAACAGAACAACAGCUCAGUGCUCUAGGAGUAAAUGUUUGCUCUGAUUUAUUAGAAAAACGAGGCUUGUUGAGGCUCCUUUUCAGUGAUAUAAACUAUAACUAUUUUAUGAGAAUUGUCUUGGGUUUAGGCAGUACAAGUUUGGAGUCCUGGACAGAAAGAGACAGAAAAUCAAUAAGCACAGAGACCACCUUCCGAGGAACAGCAGAUAAGAAUUUUCUCUUUCAGCAAAUUGAAGAUCUUUGUCAAGAAUUAGCUGAUGAGUUAUCAGAAAAAGAUAUACAUGGUAAGGUCUUCACUUUGAAGAUUAAAACCAUCAAUUUCAAGGUAAAGACAAAAGCUCAUUCCUUCUUAGAAGCUACCCGCUCUUGUGAAGCGCUGAUAACCACUGCACGAAGACUCCUCCAGCAGGAAAUGGACGCAUCACCCGAGCCGCUGUCGCUUCGUUUGAUAGGCGUUCGAAUGUCAUCGUUAUUGAGCUCCUCUGAAGUGGGUUCAGCUCGUCAGGUUACCAUUACUGAUCUGUUUUCGAAAGCAGGUCAUUCCAAGAGUUUGGAAUCUGUUAAAUCUUCAAAGGCAGCUGCUAACAUUCUUAGUGAGAUAGCUGAAAAACUAGAAAAUAAUUGUGAUUUAAUAGUACAAAAUGUGAGUGCAGAACAAACUGUUUGUGACAAAGGAAAUGUUUGUACUACUUCAUUAAGAAUUUCCAGCUAUGAUAAUGACAAUGUUGCAAGCAAAACUGGAAACAGUAAAAUUCUCUGCAUUGAUAGUUUUUUAACUAAAUCAGAAAGGACAAAAGAUACUCUCACAAAUAAGAGUUUUAAAUGUCCAGUGUGCAAUAAAGAAAUACAAACAACUUCCAUUGCAAAGUUUAAUAUCCAUGUUGAUGCAUGUCUAGAAGGUUCUGCACUUCAGCACGAAACAUCUGACACUGAUGAUACUGUGGAUAAUUCAAUUGUAGACUCCACAGUCAAGGAAGAUGUGACAGCAAGUCAAAAAUUCAGCAGUGUUGUAUGUUCCAGUGAAAAGGAAGAUAGUGUAAGUAAUCUUGGAAAUAACCCUGCUAGAAUGGACUCAUCAAAUGUGCAAAAUCGUGAGAUGCUUACUUGCCCUGUCUGUAAUCAGUGUGAAUUUUUUGACGUAAAUCUCCUGAAUGAACAUUUAGAUGAAUGUCUAAACAAGAAAACAAUAGAUGAGAUCAUCCAUGAGAAAGACUAUUCAUCAGAUAUUGGUGCUUCUCAGAACCCUCAAGGGAGUUCUGGCAGUAGUUUCCUUGGGCUAGGAAAGACCACAAACAAAAAGAAGAAGACAGUGCAGGGAAAGGGUCAUCCCAGCAAGAAAGUGAAGGCGAGUAAUAACACACUGAGGAAAUAUUUUUCUCCUUAGUACUUAUUAUACAAGUUACAGCAUGUAUUUUGGCUUUUACUAGAGUUAUAUGUUUGGGCCUGAUAUUGUAUGUUUUUAUUGUGUGUAAUUAAGAAGUACUGGCUGUGAUCAUUGUUUAUUUUCAAUAAAGUUUACAAUUGUUAUGUAUAUGUUAACUUGGUUAUUUUUUUCAAUGCUUCAGAAAUUUUGAAAUGUUAUUGACAGUUUCCUGUCUCAAUUUUAGGGCUUGUAUCAACAAGCUAACUAAUAAAAAAAAAACUCUAUUUUUUUAUUUUUAGGCUUUUUGGUGCUUGAAAUCAUAUAUUUUAACUCCUCAUGUACAUAUUUUUAUCCCUGUGUAUUUAUUACCACAUUAAAUCUGUUACUGAAAGGGUGUAAAUGAAAUCCUUUGAUACAGCAAAUUGAUUUUAUUUCAUUUUUUCUCUCAGGUGAACUUGAUUGAGCUUUACCAAAUGAAUAAUUAAUUUCAGAGUCAGUUACCAUCUUUAAUUAAUUUUUUUUUUUGAGAGGAAAGUAUUUAAUGUCUAAAAAUACAUUUCAAAACCUGAUUUAUUUUUCAUUGUGAAUUUUGAGUUGAAUGUAAACAUCGAAUAUAUUCUUAUCCGUAUAAUGUCAUCUCCGGACGAAGAUAGCCACCUCUGCAUUUCUCUAGAAGCCUGAAAUAAGGGAUGAAAAUUACUAUUAAUAUUAUUGUUAUUAUUAUUAUUUAGUAGAUGAAACCUACUCAUAUGGAACAAGCCCACUUAAGGGGCUGUUAAUGUGGAAUUCAAGUUUCCAAAGAAUACGGUCUACAUCAGGGAGAAGUAAGAGGAAGUACGUAAAGGGAAAUACGGAAAGAAGAGAUACCAAUUAUUGAAAAAGGAAAAUAAAUGGAUAAAAAUGUAUCAAAAUGCAAGAAUAGUAUAAGGGUAGUAAUGUGUUGCCUUUUUGCUUGAACUUUUGGAGUUCCAAUUGCACAACAUCCUCUGGGGGGGAGGCUGUUUCACAGCACAAAGGCCAGAGGAAUAAAGGACACCUGGAACUGAGAAGUUUAUCAUUGUAUACUUUAUGUGAAGACCUGUUGAAGUAAGUACAUUUUACACACAGAGAUCAAAACUUAACAAAAGCAUGGUUCAAAAUUACCAAAUGAAUUCUGGUAAAACAAAAGGGAGGAAAGUGUUGAAAGACAGGUGAGGAAAAAAGUUAGAAUAUAUUUGUGGCUUGGGGAGACAUAGCACACAGAAGAUUAAGCAUCUGACACAUUACUUGCAGUAGUACCCUUAAUAGUCAGUCCUUCUCUUGGGUACUGAAUAUUUUUGGUGUAUGUAAUUGCAACAGAUUUACCAAGUGAUUUUAUUUAUUAACAACCCAAAAAAUGCCAAAGAGAAGCUUAAGACAUACCCAAACAGAAGGAAUUACUUUUAAAAAGUGAGUAAAAAUUCCAAGUGAAAAUCUGUCAAGGGAAUGUACUAAAACAUAUUGUAAAGAUUGUUUUAGAAAAUUAAUAAGCUAUGCAUUUUUUCUUUUUACCUCUCUGCCACCUAUUUUCAUACGGUGGUGUCUUCAAUUGGUUCUGCAGUGUUGAUGCUUCCACUUCCUUUAUGUUCUUAAUGGUUACUUACCCAUCCCAGCAUCAUUAGGCCUACUAACCAUUUAAAGCUUUUCUUGAUAAAUGCUCCAAAAAGUUAAGAAAAUAAAAUGAAGCAAAAUUGAGCUUACCUUGGAUCUUAAUUCUGAAACCCAUAGCGACCCCUCCAUCUGCAGAGCUGGUGGUAAAGGUUAAGACCCUAGUCACAGCUGUUGUUGUCGCGAAGUCCCGUGUACUUAAAAGGAAUUUUCCACAAAAGCUGAAAAAGUAUAUGUUCAUACAUUUGUUAAAAUUGAAUUUAUAUCAUAGGCUUAAGAGAUGAUGUUGGCGAGUAUUAGGUGAGAAAAAUACAUUUAGCUUAUUUUGCAUGAAUUGAAAAAUCAUGCCUUUCCUUCAGAAUCUGAAUGUGUUUUAGUUUCUUUUUGUGUUACUCACUAGUCCUUAGUAGUGCUUUCCAUGAAAAGGCGAUCAGGUGCCGUGGAACAGAUCGACGUCUUCGUGAAGAUCUCGGCAGCACCAUCCAGACUCAACAUCAUUAUACAUCUGGUACCCUAUGAAAAUUUUUAAGAAUAAUGAGACCAAUUGCUGAUUGAACAAAAUGCAAAGUUGUGUACUGCAUGGUAUGUCAAUGAUUUUUGCAGUAAGGUCAUUUGAAUUAUGAAAAAACCCAACUUUUGUGACCAGUAGGGGGUUAGAGUGCUGUCAGUGCACCUCACGCGGUGCACUAUAGGCAUUGCUUAAGGUCCUUUGCAGUAUCCCUUCAUUCCCUAGCAGCAACCUCUUUCCUUACUUUUCUCUACCUCCGUUCAUAUUCUCUUUCUUCCAUCUGACUUUCCGCCCUCUCUAACAAUUGGUUCAUAGUGCUACUGCAAGGUUUUCCCCUUGUUACACCUUUCAGACAAUAUUGCUGUCCAUUUCCUUUUUUAACGCUGAAUGACUUCGUAGGUCACAGUGCUUGGCCUAUGGUAUGAAUUCUGUAAUCCCAACUUUUGUAUGGUUAAGCCUAUAUAUCACCACUGCAGACAGAAGAUUAAACGAAACGUUGCCUCUGAGGUACAUUGAGCUAGAAUUAUCGAGUAUGUCAGGGCUGUUGUGCUUUCACGGAUGAUAUUGGCCAUUACAUAAGUUAAUGUUUUACAUGAUACGAGCAAACAGUUCUCUAGACCCAUGUUUCUCAACGUGGGGCAUAUGGCCCCCUUGGGGGCCACAAGAUUUUUUCAGAAGCCACAAGGCUAAAUUUGAAAAAUGGGGGGCCACAGAAAAUUUAGGACCCACAAAAUAUAUGUAUGUGUAAUAUUUUGAAAUUAAUCAUUAUUAUGCUUGGAAUUUUCCGUUUAUCAUGCUUGAGUUUGCUUUAAACAUCAUUCGAUUCAGUAUACCUGGUAAUUUUUGCAGACAAUGAAAUAUUCUCUCUCUCUCUCUCUCUCUCUCUCUCUCUCUCUCUCUCUCUCUCUCUCUCUCUCUCUCUCUCUAGUUGUCAAUGAAAUUUUUAAGCAGUAACGAUUGUGGUAGAGUGGUGAAAGGCUGAACUAUGACGUCUGCAGGAAGCAUAUAGGCAUGUUGUCAAGGCUGUCAACUUGAUAAAAAGAAAAAAAAGAGUGCACUGCAAGGUCGCCUCUUUCAGCAAUGUGAAAAGAACAAUGAAGAAUUUGAACGACUUGUGUUGCACAGUGAAGUCAGAUGCUCUCUAAGGGUAAUUGCCUGCAUCGUUUUGUUGCACUUUGGGGCAGUGUUAUCUUUCUUGAGUGGGACAGAACUUGGACAGAAAAUUGUUGAUGCAAAGAGUGACAUCUUCUACCUGUCGGACAUAUUUGAAAAGCUAAAUAAUCUGAACAAAGAGCUUCAAGGAAAUGACUCCACCCUAUUUUCCUGCAAGGAGGCAAUUACUGCAUUUAAAGGGAAACUCAAGCUGUUCUGGUUGAACCUUGGAAGACGGGAGUUUGCACAGUUUCCUUCCUAAGCAGUUAUAUCCACCGAGCUGCUUGAUGAUGACCUAGCAGUGUAUGUUGACCAUCUGAAGCAGUUGCAUAAUGAUAUGGAAACUCGCUUCUCUGACCUACUCCAAAUGACUGUGCCACGCUGGUUUGUGGAUCCCUUCAUUGCUGAUGCAUUUGAAGUUGAUGUCACCCUACAAGAAAGUUUCAUUGAACUUCAGAAUAAUAAAACAGCUCAAGCGAGGUUCAAGCGUGGAGGACACCAGAAGCUGAAGAUGAAUCAAGAUGUGUAUAAGAAGUACCCACUACUCUGGAAAGAUGUGAAGUUGCUCUUACUUGCCUUUCCCACUUCUUACUUGGUUGAGAGUGCUUUCAGUCGGGUGAUAUACCUGCUGUCAAAGACAGGAAAUCGCCUUGACAUAGAAAAAAAAGAAAGAAAGAAA